Messenger RNA from Peromyscus leucopus (white-footed mouse), 1757 nucleotides. It is a transcript of the gene Ube2e3, whose product is annotated as ubiquitin conjugating enzyme E2 E3. The coding region runs from base 451 to 1074 and encodes 207 amino acids. Gene Ontology annotation, biological process: protein polyubiquitination. Gene Ontology annotation, cellular component: nucleus. Gene Ontology annotation, molecular function: ubiquitin conjugating enzyme activity. The transcript is spliced from 6 exons. The record is from RefSeq and is a predicted model, not a curated record. NCBI's taxonomy places the organism in Eukaryota, Metazoa, Chordata, Mammalia, Rodentia, Cricetidae.
UGACUGCGCGGCCGGGAGGAGCCGAGCCGAGCCGAGCCGAGCCGGGGCGGCGGGAGGCUGAGCGCGCGCGCGGGGGGCUCCCGCGUCCCUGCCGAGCUCGGCCGGCGGCGGCGGCGGCGGCAGCGGCGGCGGCGGCGGCGAGCGCCCACCCCACCGUGGCUCCCCGGAGCGCGGGGCGGCGCCACCCUCCGGCCGCAGCGCGGCACUGCACGGCCGCCUGCGACUUUCGAUGUUCCAUACUCCCGGGCCGGAGCCUCGGCGGCGGCUUUUUUUUUUUUUUUCCCGCCCCCCCCUCCCUCGGUCCUUUACCCCCCCCACCCCCACCACCAGCUGCCUCCAUUUCCUCAAGGAAGGCUCCUCGGCGGCGCUCUCCCUCCCCCAACAGCGUAGCGGCGCACGAGCGGGCCGGGCGGGCGGCCGAGAAGUUUUCCCAGAGAUAACUUCACCAAGAUGUCCAGUGAUAGGCAAAGGUCGGAUGAUGAGAGCCCCAGUACCAGCAGUGGCAGUUCAGAUGCGGACCAGCGAGAUCCUGCAGCUCCAGAGCCUGAGGAACAGGAAGAAAGAAAACCUUCUGCCACCCAGCAGAAGAAAAACACCAAACUUUCUAGCAAAACGACUGCUAAGCUAUCCACGAGUGCUAAAAGAAUUCAGAAGGAACUAGCUGAAAUCACCCUUGAUCCUCCUCCCAACUGCAGUGCUGGGCCUAAAGGAGAUAACAUUUAUGAAUGGAGGUCAACUAUACUUGGUCCACCAGGUUCUGUAUAUGAAGGUGGUGUUUUUUUUCUGGAUAUCACAUUUUCUUCAGAUUAUCCAUUUAAGCCACCAAAGGUUACCUUCCGCACCAGAAUCUAUCACUGCAACAUCAACAGUCAGGGAGUCAUCUGCCUGGAUAUUCUAAAAGACAACUGGAGUCCUGCUUUGACUAUUUCAAAAGUUUUGCUCUCUAUUUGUUCCCUUUUGACAGACUGCAACCCUGCGGAUCCUCUGGUUGGAAGCAUAGCCACUCAGUAUUUGACCAACAGAGCAGAACAUGACAGGAUAGCCAGACAGUGGACCAAGAGAUACGCAACAUAAUUCUCAUAAUUUGUAUGCAGUGUGAAGGAGCAGAAGGCCUCUUCCCACUGUGCUGCGGAUCUUUAUAGCCUUUACAAUACGGACUUCUGUGUAUAUGUUAUACUGAUUCUACUCUCUGCCUUUAUCCUUUGGAGACUGGGAGACUCCCCCAAAAGGUAAAUGCUAUAAAGAGUAGAACUUCGUAGCUGUAGAUUAGUUACGUUUAAAAUGCCUACUUGCAAGUCUUGCUUCUUUGGGAUAUCAAAAUGUAUUUUGUGAUGUACUAAGGAUACUGGUCCUGAAGUCUACCAAAUAUUAUAGUGCAUUUUAGCCUAAUUCAUUAUCUGUAUGAAGUUAUAAAAGUAGCCGUAGAUGACUAGGAAUUAUGUCAUUUGUAUUAAGCCCAGAUCUACUUCUGAGUAUGUGGUUCAUGCUGUUGUGAAAAUGUUUUACCUUUUACCUUUGUCAGUUUGUAAUGAGAGGAUUUCCUUUUACCCUUUGUAGCUCAGAGAGCACUGAUGUAUCAUCUCAAACACAAUAAACAUGCUCCUGAAGGCAUAGUUUCUUGUCGUAAUGUUGAAAGUCUUGUCAGAAGGUGUGUCUGAGAUGAUUGUUGAUGAAAUAAAGAUGUGGAUAUGAAGAUGGAUUAUUAAGGACUAGUACAAAUGAAUGAAUUAUUAAAUUGAAAACAUUUAAAAAUCUAA